Molecule: messenger RNA, 1192 nt
Organism: Daktulosphaira vitifoliae (grape phylloxera)
Lineage: Eukaryota; Metazoa; Arthropoda; Insecta; Hemiptera; Phylloxeridae
Gene: P5cr-2
Exons: 7
Coding region: 178-1008 (276 amino acids)
Biological process (GO): L-proline biosynthetic process
Molecular function (GO): pyrroline-5-carboxylate reductase activity
Source: RefSeq, a predicted model, not a curated record
UUGCAUUUAUACUGUAAACGUAUAUAUGAAGGCAUAAUUUAUUAUGUCUAUGAUCUAUACUCACAAACAAUUAUCAUUAGCUAUUAUUUUUAUUUACCAUUCAUUGGUUAAUAAAAAACAUUAUAAAUAUAUAAUUAUAAAAGUUUAUGUAUUGUACCUUUUAGAAUACAUUUUUGAAUGUUGAAAAUAGGCUUUUUAGGCGCCGGCAAAAUGGCCCAGGCUUUAGCAAAAGGUUUUCUAGCAGCGGGUCUUACUAAAGGAGAAUUAAUUACAGCUAGCUGUGUUCCACAAGAUAUUCAAUGUAUUAACACGUUUGAGAUGUUGGGGUCAAUUGUAACUUUUGACAAUCGAGAAGUUGCUGAUAAUUCAGAAAUUAUUUGUUUGGCUGUUAAACCCAAUGUUGUAAAAUGUGUUCUUAAACAAGUACGACCAGCAAUAACAUCUAAUCACCUUCUAUUGUCAGUGGCAAUGGGUAUUACAAUUAAACAAUUAGAAAAGAGUUUACCAGAAGAUUCACGUGUGAUGAGAGUAAUGCCAAAUACACCAACAUUGGUUCAAUGUGGAGCAUCAGUAUACGUUUCUGGAAGUAAAGCUACAGAGGAGGACGAAAGUCUUACUUAUAAAUUACUAUCUUCUGUUGGUACAGUUGAACGUGUUUCCGAAUAUCUCUUGGAUCCUAUAACUGCAUUAAGUGGUUCAGGCCCAGCAUAUGUUUAUUUGAUAAUCGAAGCUUUAGCUGAUGGUGGCGUGCGGAUGGGACUUCCCAGAGAUAUUGCUUAUCGACUAGCAACCCAAACUGUUUUAGGAGCUGCUAAAGUCGUCAAAGAAACAGGUGAACACCCUGGAAAAUUGAAGGAUGAUGUAACCUCACCUGCAGGCUCUACAUCAGCGGGUCUUUAUGCACUAGAACAAGGAAGAAUAAGGUACACUAUUAUUGAUGCUAUUGAACAAGCCACAAAUAAAUGCAAAGAAACUACAAAUACAGAAUUGAAAAUACUUCAACAAUAAUUUUAUUACUAAGUAAUUUAAAUAGAAUAUAUUAUUUGCUGUUUAUUAUUGAUUAUGUGAAAAUAGUACACUAACAUCAAAAUAAAAAUAAUUUUUUUUUUAUAUUUAUACAUUUAUAAUUUAAGAAUUAUUAUUAUUUGUCUUCUUUUUUUUUUUUAACUCUCCAUAACUUUUAAAUGAUGUA